This is a messenger RNA of Fusarium keratoplasticum, 969 nucleotides long. RefSeq names its product Vacuolar protein sorting-associated protein 26. Bases 1 to 969 code for a protein of 322 amino acids. Lineage: Eukaryota; Fungi; Ascomycota; Sordariomycetes; Hypocreales; Nectriaceae. The transcript is spliced from 3 exons. Gene Ontology annotation, cellular component: endosome; retromer complex. The record is from RefSeq and is a predicted model, not a curated record. Gene Ontology annotation, biological process: retrograde transport, endosome to Golgi; intracellular protein transport.
AUGUCGUACUUUUUCGCGACCCCCGUCGAUAUCGACAUUGUCCUCGACGAUGCCGACGACCGAUCCAUGGUCGACGUCAAGCUCGACAAGAACCGCCGCGAGAAGGCGCCCCUCUUCAUGGAUGGCGAGUCUGUCAAGGGCGCCGUCACCGUCAGGCCCAAGGAUGGCAAGAGGCUUGAGCACACCGGUAUCAAGGUUCAGUUUAUCGGCACGAUAGAAAUGUUCUUUGAUCGCGGAAACCACUACGAGUUCCUCUCCCUCAACCAAGAGCUCGCCGCGCCCGGCGAGCUCCAGCACCCCCAGACCUUUGACUUCAACUUCAAGAACGUCGAGAAGCAGUACGAGUCGUACAACGGCAUUAACGUCAAGCUGCGCUACUUUGUUCGCGUCACCGUCUCGCGCCGCAUGGCCGACGUGAUCCGUGAGAAGGACAUUUGGGUCUACAGCUACCGCAUUCCUCCCGAGAUGAACAGCAGCAUCAAGAUGGACGUGGGUAUUGAGGACUGCCUUCACAUCGAGUUCGAGUACAGCAAGUCCAAGUACCACCUCAAGGAUGUCAUCGUCGGCCGCAUCUAUUUCCUGCUGGUCCGCCUCAAGAUCAAGCACAUGGAGCUGUCCAUCAUCCGGAGGGAGACGACGGGCGCCGCCCCCAACCAGUACAACGAGAGCGAGACCCUGGUGCGGUUCGAGAUCAUGGACGGCUCACCGUCGCGCGGCGAGACCAUUCCCAUCCGACUAUUCCUCGGAGGCUUCGACUUGACACCUACGUUCCGCGACGUCAACAAGAAGUUUUCCACGCGCUACUACUUGAGCCUGGUUCUCAUCGACGAAGAUGCUCGACGGUAUUUUAAGCAAUCUGAAAUCAUCCUUUACCGCCAAGCCCCUGAUGCCGCCCCUCUCCCCAACGCGGGCACCCACGCGCUGGCGGCGCACCCAGAGAACAAGCAGAUAGGCGCUGUUCAGGCAUAG